AUGGCUGAUGUUUUUCUGACCAUGCUUUCAAACCAAAGUGUCACCAUCUUUGAUAUUCCACUUAUUCUUGAGCUCAUUUCCGAGAGUCUGUCAAAAAAAGACCUUCAGCAAUGUAUUCUCGUCUCACAUGCUUGGCAUGAUGCGUUUAUCCCAUUUCUCUGGCAUGACAUUCGCAUUUUCCUUAAAUGUAGCCUAAAACGCUUUCGAGCUGAAGAAGUUCAUUCUGUUUUGCUUUCCCAAAACAGGGCUUCUUUGAUACAUUCAAUAACAACAUAUCGCGGGGAGCUUUUCCCAUGGCUGCAACCGAAUCCUCAAAGAAAUAAACGAGAACGGAAGCGAUUGCGUAGACUACAGCACCAGCAGGUGCAAAGACAAAAAUCUAGCCUUGACGCCAUCGUUGAUGUCCACAACAAUAAUAUCAUCAAAAUGAAUAAUGAAAUCGAGGAUCAAUGCAAGGUCAAAGGCGGCGAGGAUGCUCAAGGCAACAUUCAUUCGACCGCCUUUAGUCGUCUCCACUUGUCGCCCUCCAAAUUUGCACCACCUCUGCCAGCACAAGUGUCCAGUUUUGAGCCUCUUGUGUUGACGAACUUGAAGGUUCUUCGAUGUCUCUCGUUCCCAUGCGACCUUCUCAGUACUGGGCACAACAAUGAAUAUCUGUACCAGAUCCUGACAUUUGUGGAAGCUUGCCCGCAUUUGCACACGUUUGAGCUUGAUCACUUUGUCUAUGAAUCUCAUUUUAUCAUCCGUCUGAGUAAAGUCCUCUGCCACCAUAGUUCCCUAAAGGACUUUUCACUCUUACCAGCAAAAGCCAUUCACUUAAGGGAUCUACAAAUCUUGCUUCGGCAUUGUAAUCGGUUAGAAUCGCUCGAAGUAGCUUGUUAUCCUUAUUGUCCUACAACUUCAAGUGAGGAGGAGAUGAAGGAGUUAGAAGAGAUGCCCGAGACUACAAUUCGACACCUGAAUUUCGCCAGGGUAGUUUCUUCGGGCCUCAUUCCUACUCUAGUCGCAUUUUUGAAAAAGUGUCCCCAAUUAAUCGAGCUACGAUUCCUGGAUCAUAAUGAAUCUCAGCUUCUGAUGGAAACGAUUACAAACUAUUUACCGAAACUUUGCCGACUAGAUUUUUCGCGUACUACAAUACAAAUUGCAAGGGUGAUCAAUGCCUGCCAGACCGGGAUAGAGUCCUUCAAGGAUAUCUGCCUUGCGAGUUGCUCUGCAGUUCAAGGUCGGGAUAUUCAGGCGAUUUUGGUAUCGUGUCCAAAUCUCGUGAGUUUCCAUGUUAGAAUACCUACGGUUAUUGGUAGAGCCUC
Messenger RNA from Lobosporangium transversale, 1307 nucleotides. RefSeq lists its product as hypothetical. The transcript has 3 exons. The annotation marks the transcript as partial. Lineage: Eukaryota; Fungi; Mortierellomycota; Mortierellomycetes; Mortierellales; Mortierellaceae. The record is from RefSeq and is a predicted model, not a curated record.